AUGCCCGAAACCCGAAACCCGUGGCAAUUCGGCCACAUCGAGGGAUUCCCAGUGGGCUACCGAUGGAAGGACAGACAGAAGCUCUCCGACGAUGGUGUGCAUGCGCCUGUGCGAGCCGGCAUACAUGGGCGACAGGACACUGGGGCAUUCUCACUUGUUCUAUCUGGAGGAUACGAAGACAACCACUGCGACGGAAACGAAUUCAUCUACACAGGCUCAGGCGGCAACACAUUCUCUCUCUCCCUCAAACAACUCGUCCAAGUCAGCGACCAACAAUGGAAACGCGGAAAUCGCGCACUCCAGACAUCCAUGAAGCUCAAUAAGCCCGUUCGCGUUAUUCGGGGGUAUGGGCUGAAAUCUAAAUUCGCACCAGCCGCAGGGUAUCGAUACGAUGGUCUGUAUAAGGUUGUUUCGGCCACAAUAAAACCAGGCAAGAACGGACAUCUUGUGUGCCUAUUUGAAAUGAAGCGUUGUCCGGACCAGCCUCCGCUUCCCGUGUCUCCAGCCUUACUUGCUUCUUCAAAUUCAAGGGUAUCUCCAGACCCCGAAUCUGAAGACGAUGUAGAAAUUGUCUCUACAAAUUUUGCCUCCACAUCCGCCCAGGCCGAAUCAUCCGGGUCGCUCAACACUGCUACAAGUCCCACCGUCGUAGAAUCGCCGCCCAAGGGGCCCGUUUCAACUCCAAGUUCUCAGCAAGCAGUGCCUGAAUCGGCAUCGGCACCUAGUACAUCCUCGUCUCAAGUACACCUUCCAACUCCAGCUCCAGAUGGAAUUGUGCUAACAGGCAGGCCUCCGUCAUCGUCAUCGUUAACUCAAGCAGGAUCGAGUGCAACUUUGGUCGCUUCUCCGCCAGCCUCCUGGACAGGGCCAUCCCCACGAUGUGAUAGCCCUCCUUCAACGCCCGUAGCCUCCUCCUCCCGUGUCCAACUCCCGCAGAAACGUCCUCGACCACGGCCUAUAACCUCGCCGGAUCGGUGGGCAAAGAGGGCGAAAAUAGCGAGCUUCGAGGAGUGCUUGCAGUCGGAUGAUCGUGAUUUUGUGCCAACCCCGCCGAUUGCGAUACGGCCAGCUGUCGGUGUAGGUGCUGCCUCUCCGCCGAGGAAUCUAUCUGGGUGUACGACGGCACGCAGGGGUUCUGGGGGUACGGAGUGUGCUAAGGAGCGUGAAGAGAGCCUUGAAAGAGAUGGAAUCCAGCAAGUGCACGUCAUUAAAGAGGAACCCGGGGACUUUAUCGACCUCAGUGGGACAUCGAGCUCCUUGUCGAAGGGGAAGGGAAAGGCUGGCCGCUUCCUAGGCGUCAUCGACCUCACUCUAGAAUCUGACGAUGAGGGCGAGGGAGGUGACAUGAGUAGUCCCACGUGCAUUGCGCGUGGCGGUGAACGUGCGAAGGCGGUCAAGCAGGAAGAAGUUCAAGUUCACCACCUUGGUUUCGUUGAUUUGACUCUAGAGUCUGAUGAGGAGAUGGAGUCUUAG
Molecule: messenger RNA, 1473 nt
Organism: Cyclocybe aegerita
Lineage: Eukaryota; Fungi; Basidiomycota; Agaricomycetes; Agaricales; Hemipholiotaceae
Source: the annotation of a GenBank genome assembly